Messenger RNA from Cololabis saira (Pacific saury), 4084 nucleotides. It is a transcript of the gene nop14, whose product is annotated as NOP14 nucleolar protein homolog (yeast). Gene Ontology annotation, biological process: maturation of SSU-rRNA. NCBI's taxonomy places the organism in Eukaryota, Metazoa, Chordata, Actinopteri, Beloniformes, Belonidae. Gene Ontology annotation, cellular component: nucleolus; Noc4p-Nop14p complex; small-subunit processome. The record is from RefSeq and is a predicted model, not a curated record.
CCCCCGAGUCUGCACGCUGGAGAGUGGAGAGACGAGCAACGUGGAUUGCAACAAAAUUAAGAUUUAUUUCACGAUUUGAGUCUCGGGGAGAUUAUAUCUCAACAAAUGUAUUAGUUCGGUUCCUCAACGCAGCUAAAAGAUGGGGAAGCCACCAAAGAAAAGGAACCUUUCUGACAAGGUCCGCAAAUCCAAGACGUCUGCUGAAAUUAAAAACAACCCCUUUGAGGUGAAAAUCAACCGAAAGAAGUUCGACAUUCUUGGGAGAAAAUCCAAGCACGAUGUGGGCCUGCCAGGAGUUUCUCGCUCCAAAGCCAUCAAUAAGAGAAAGGAGACCCUCCUGAAGGAAUACAAACAAAAGAACAAGUCGAGCAAGUUCAUUGACAAACGUUUGGGGGAAUAUGACUCCAAGAUGGAUCCAGAAGAAAAAAUCCUGCAGCGGUUCACCGUGGAGAGACAGCGUGUCCAUGAAAAGAAGGACCUGUACAACCUGAAUGAGGAUGAAGAGCUGACUCAUUUUGGCCAGUCGCUGGCUGAAAUGGAGAAAUUCAACGAUGCUGUGAACAGCGACGAUGAAGCAGAAGAGAGGGGACUCUUAUCAGCUGAGUUGACUGCCUCCCACUUCGGAGGAGGAGGAGGCCUCCUGAGGAGGAAAACCUCAGGCGAGCAGGAGGAAGGAGGCCUGAGAGCCAGAUCCAGGCAGGAGCUCAUCGAGGAACUCAUUCAGAAGUCCAAGCAGGAAAAGAGGGAGCGCCAGGUCCAGAAGGAGGAGUCCCAGGAGCUGACGGAGAAGCUGGAUCAGGACUGGAAGAGCAUUCAAGCUCUGAUGGUGAAAAAAACACCCAGAGCUGAACAAGUCGACAAACCAGAGGAGAAACCCAAACUAGAGGAAUACGACAUGAUGGUGCGAGAGCUGGGCUUUGAGAUGAAGGCUCAGCCGUCUGAGAAGAUGAAGACGCCUGAGGAGCUGGCCAGGGAGGAGCAGGAGAGGCUGCAGAGGCUGGAGGCCGACCGUCUGAGGAGGAUGUUAGGAGAUGAAGGCGCCGACGCCCCACGGAGUCAGGCCUACGCGUCUGCCGACGACCUCAACGACGGCUUCAUCCUGGACAAAGACGACGAGAAGACGCUAGCUUAUCAGGAUGGGAAAUGGAACAUCGGAGAAGAGUCCGAGGGAGACGAGGAUGAAAAUGGAGAAGAGGGGGAGAGUGGUGAUGAAGAGGAGGAAGAUGACAGUGGAGAUGAUGAUGAUGAUGAUGGAGAGGAGGAGGGAGACGAAGAAGCGGAGGAGGAUGCCAGCAGUGGGGAAGAAGACGGCCACUCGGACCUGGACUCUGAGCGAGACAGUGAGGAUGAGGAGAGAACGGUAGACGAAGAGGACGGUACCAAAGCAGAGCCGGGCCUCACCAAAGAGGAGCUGAAGCUCCAGCAGGAGGCGGCCAAAGCCGAGCUGCCGUACACCUUUACCGCCCCCGAGAGCUACGGCGAUCUGAAGGAGUUGCUCCGCGGUCACACCCCCGACAACCAGCGGCUCGUCGUGGCCAGAACUCAGAAGAGCAACCAUCCCAGUCUGGCUGUCGGCAACAAGCUCAAGCUGCAGAAACUGUUUGGCUUCCUGUUGGAGUACAUGGGAGAGAUCUCCACCAGGAGCCCCCCACAACUCACCACCGUGGACAAGCUCAUACCGGAGUUGUACGGUCUUUGCCAGAUGUUUCCUCAAGCAGCCUGCCAGGAAAUGCAGCGCGUCCUCGGAGAUGCCGCUCACGGCAUGGAGGAGGAGCUGGAGCUCAAAGGAUGUGCUGCUUUCCCCACACUGGACAUGAUCAUUUACCUGAAGGUGACGCAGGUGCUGUUUCCCACCUCCGACUUCAGACACCCAGUUACCACUCCGGCGCUGCUGUACAUCAGCCAGGCUCUCUGCAAGUGUCCGGUGCGGUCGCUUCAGGACCUCACGUCGGGUCUGGUGCUCUGCUCUCUGGCAGUGGAGUACGUCUCGCUGUCCAAACGCUUCAUUCCUGAGCUCAUCAACUUCCUGACGGGGACGCUGUACUUAGCAGUGAAGGACAAGUCUUCUCCAGGUCACGCGGCGGUGCCUCCGUUCAGGCCGACGGGGAAACACAGCGACCUGCUGGUGCUGACGGAUCCAGAGUCCUGCGAGAGCUGGAGCGAGAAAAGCACACCACUGGCUGCUACGCAGCAGCUGGAGCUCAGCAGUGACCUGGACAGAGAUCAGCACAGGUUCGGGGAGGGCUACAGGUUGCAGUUCCGCCGCUGGCCUCCACCACCCUCCGGGGUCAGGGAAACCUCAGUCAGAGACCCCGGGAGGGCCCUGUGUUUGUCUCAAGAGAUAGCCAAACUCUUUGACAAAAAAGCCAUCACAAGAGUUCACCCACGCACACAGAGCAGUGGGUUUUACUCAACAUACUUCCUCAUUCCGAAGAAAGACACUUCUCUUCGGCCUGUACUGGACCUUCGGGGUCUGAACCAGUACCAGUGGUUCAACUCCAUAGACCUCAAGGAUGCCUACUUUCACGUUCCAAUACACCCAGACCACAGACAGUUUCUCCAUUUUGCCUUUCAAGGCCACGCCUACCAGUUCGCCGUCCUGCCUUUCGGCCUGUCCCAGGCUCCUCGCAUCUUCACCAGAUGCAUGAGGGGCGGCCUUGGCAUCGCUAUGCCUGUCGAGGGUGAAGAUUAUCCCAUAUCUGGACGACUGGCUUAUAUGCGCCCCCUCAUUCCAGGAGAUGGAGCUGACGACAUCCAGGGUCUUUGCACAUAUCGAGGCUCUGGGCAUGUUGGUGAAUUGGGAGAAGAGCUUGUUGCGUCCUACACAGCGGACCACCUUCAUCGGCCUGUCCCUCGAUUCUUUAUCGAUGCAGGCACGCCUUACUGCAGAGCGGGCGGAGCGGAUUCAAGGCCUGCUACGGUCUUUCCGCCUCUGGAUGAGGUUGCCCGUCCACACAUGGCUCCGACUGCUGGGGAUGCUGUCGGCGGCCUCGGCUGUGACACCUCUGGGGCUGUUGCACCUGCGCCCCCUGCAGAUGUGGUUCAACAGCCUCCAGAUGGACCCUCGCCUUCACAGGGUGAGAUUAUCAGGUCACAGGGUCCUCCUGGUGGCGCCCAAGUGGCCCUCGAGGAUUUGGUUCUCCACGCUCCUCAGCCUGUUGGACGGGGAGCCUUGGCAGCUCCCAGUACGGUCGGACCUCCUGUCCCAGCUGGACUGGGAGGUGUUGCAUCCCUCUCCGAGCCUCCUUCAACUCUGGGCCUGGCCGUUGAGGGGGGAGGGUCAUUCUUGACAGACCUUGAGCCCUCAGUUUGGACCUGGGGUUUUGACCCGGUCUCCUGCCCAUUGCAAGUUGUACUGCGCUACCUGCAGUAUUUGUUUGAUGCUUGCCGGGCGGCCUCGACCUUGAAGGUGCACGUAGCGGUUAUUUCUGUCCACCAUGGCCACAUCGAUGGUAGGCCAGUCGGUGCGCAUUACUGGGUGGCACAGUUUCUGUGGGGUGCCAGGAGACUGCGCCCCCCCAGAUUGCAGCGGGCAGCGGCAUGGGACCUGCCGCUGGUCCUGCAGGCCUUGGGUGUAGCGCCCUUUGAGCCUAUGGCAGGGGGGUCCUUGGGAACCACGUCAUGGAAGACCGCCUUUCUGCUGGCUAUUACGUCGGUCAAGCGUGUGAGUGAGCUCCACGCCCUUUCGUCCCGGCUGGAGGAGCGGGCUAAUUUGCUGUGCCCAGUUCGGGCGUUGUGGCUGUACCUUCAGGCGACACAGAGCUUUCGACGCUCUGAGCAGUUGUUUGUGUGCUACAGGGGGGCGCACAAGGGCCGUGCCCUGUCGAAGCAACGGCUUUCCCACUGGAUUGUUGACACAAUCAAACAGGCUUAUGACGUGGCAGGUAGACCUGCCCCUUCAGGCGUUGUCUGUCAUUCCACCACUUCCUGGGCGGCGAUGAAAGGGGUAGCAUUGUCGGAGAUCUUUGCAGCGGCAUCCUGGACGGGGCCUUGCACCUUCUCCAGGUUCUAUCGCCUUAACGCGGCCUCUGGGCCCACGCUGGCAUUGGCCGUUCUGCCUUUGGCUUCUGCGGCUGACCACUAG